Messenger RNA from Plenodomus lingam JN3, 1458 nucleotides. RefSeq lists its product as uncharacterized. Gene Ontology annotation, biological process: L-phenylalanine catabolic process. The record is from RefSeq and is a predicted model, not a curated record. Gene Ontology annotation, molecular function: homogentisate 1,2-dioxygenase activity. Gene Ontology annotation, cellular component: cytoplasm. NCBI's taxonomy places the organism in Eukaryota, Fungi, Ascomycota, Dothideomycetes, Pleosporales, Leptosphaeriaceae.
AUGCCCACUCAACUCGACGACCCCAAGGAAUACCAGAACAUCUUCCAUUGGGCCGAAACACAGAAAGAUGGCUCUAUUCCAUCCUUUGGCACAAGGAAGAAUGAUCCAUACGAGUAUCAAUCUGGGUUUGGAAACAGCUUCGAAUCAGAGGCAGUACCAGGUACUAUCCCAAAAGGACAAAACAAUCCUCGAUGUGUGAGAUGGGGACUCUACGCGGAGCAGAUGACUGCGUCUGCCUUUGUUGCGCCCAGGCACCAAAACAAGAAGGCAUGGCUCUACCGGGCAAGACCUGCUGUUGCACACCAAGGAUUUACCGAUCUUCCAGACAAUGAAGACACAGAGUCGAACUUCCUCCCACUCAACAAACGCGUGCAUCUUUCACCUACACAGCUUGCUUGGCUUCCAUUCGACAUCCCCAAAGAUGGCAAUGUUGACUUCAUCUCUGGGCUCAAGACUGUUGCAGGGUCAGGCGACCCCACGUUACGUGAAGGUCUUGCAGUGCACACCUAUCUAGCCAAUGCGAGCAUGAACCGCAGAGCUGCUGUAAACUCGGACGGCGACUUUCUUAUCGUACCCCAACAGGGAGCCUUGGACAUACUGACUGAGUUUGGACCCCUCUAUGUCCAGCCAGGAGAGAUUUGCGUAAUCCAGAGAGGACAGCGAUUCAGGGUCAAGGUUGAAGGACCCACCAGAGGCUACAUCCUAGAAAUCUGGGGCUCCAACUUCCAGCUUCCCGAGUUGGGACCACUUGGGGCUAACGGCUUAGCCAACGCUCGAGACUUCUUGCAUCCUGUUGCAAAGUACGAGAUUGAGCAUGAGCCAUGGGAGAUUGUGUACAAGCUUGGUGGCAAGUUCUUCAAGAGCAAGCAAGAGCACUCGCCGUUUGACGUUGUAGCGUGGCAUGGUAAUUACGUGCCAUACAAGUACGACUUGACCAAGUUUGUGAACGUGGGAUCGAUUUCUGUCGAUCAUAUCGACCCGUCCAUCUUCUGCGUUAUGACGGCGCCUUCGCGCGACCCAGCGGCGCCACUGGCGGACUUUUUGAUUUUCAGCCCGAGAUGGGAUGUUGCUUCUCACACCUACCGUCCUCCCUACUACCACCGGAAUGGCGCUUCCGAGCUCAUGGGUCUCAUUUACGGCGAGUAUGCAGGCCGCUCAGACGAGUUCCAGCCUGGUGGUAUAAGCUUCGAAUGUGGCUUUGUACCACACGGUGUUGCCUACGAAGAGUUCAAGGCAGCCAGUGCACAGCCACCACCAGAGAUGCAAAUCUCCAAGGGCGCCAUUGCAUUUAUGAUGGAGAGUUCAAGGAUGUUUACCAUUACCGAUUGGGCGUGGAACAGCAAGAAGAAGCACGAGCAUGACCCCAAGAUGUGGGACAAUCUGGUUGACAACUUUUCGACACACAAGGAUGAGGUGGCCGAUGCUCUGGCCGAGGGCGUGAAGAAGCUGAAGAUUUGA